AUGGCCGCGAGGUUCUCCCCAAUGGAUAAUGGAUCCUACGUCACUGGCCCCUCUUGUACUCCGUACCUCGACCUCCAUCCACCACCAUCCUCCAUCCUCCAUCCUCCAUCCUCCAUCCUCCUGCAUCUUCAUCUUCAUCCGCCGUCGAGGCAAACCCCGAAAUCCUCUGCUUCUGCCCCGACGCCCGCGUCAACAAUGCCCCUCUUCCCCGCGUACCUAAUAUCACCCCAAGCCACGUCCUCCCUACCAGCAGGCUACACCAUCCGCCCCCUCGACAAGGACGACUACGCCAAGGGCUUUCUCCAAUGCCUGCAGGACCUCACCUGGACGGGGGACCAAACCGCCGAGCAGUUUAACGCCCGCUACGACGACAUGGACACCCAGGGCAAAGGGCCGUACUACUACCUCGUCAUUGAGCACGGCGGCAGGGUCGUGGGCACCGGGGCCGUCGUGGUCGAAAAGAAAUUCAUCUGGAACAGAGCCUCGGUAGGCCACGUUGAGGAAAUCUGCAUCGCAAAGGACCACCAAGCUAAGGGCUUAGGCCUCGCCAUGAUUCGAGCCCUCGACAGCGUGGCCAGGAACGUGGGGUGCAGGAAGUGCCUGUUGAACUGCGACCUGGCCAAGAGCGGGUUUUACGUCAAGUGCGGGUAUAGCAGCAGCGGGGUGGAGAUGCAGCAUUCCUUCGAUGAUGACGCCCCGUCGGCUGACGCAAUCUACCGGGGCGUGGGGUGCCUCUUGUUGCAGAGCUGGCGGACCAUCGCUCGUCUUGGAGGCGCGCAGACACGGAAAGAGACGCAAAAGGCCUUGCAUUGCUCCCCAAAGCUUGGCAGUGUCACCGCAUUUGCCGGCGCUGCGCCUCUACAAGAAUUGUUUUCUCAACACCAAGUGGUCGAGCGCAAGAUCGCUGCCAACUGA
This is a messenger RNA of Ustilaginoidea virens, 915 nucleotides long. RefSeq lists its product as uncharacterized. The coding region runs from base 1 to 915 and encodes 304 amino acids. The transcript is spliced from 3 exons. Gene Ontology annotation, cellular component: endoplasmic reticulum-Golgi intermediate compartment; endoplasmic reticulum; Golgi apparatus. Gene Ontology annotation, molecular function: glucosamine 6-phosphate N-acetyltransferase activity; monosaccharide binding. Gene Ontology annotation, biological process: UDP-N-acetylglucosamine biosynthetic process. The record is from RefSeq and is a predicted model, not a curated record. NCBI's taxonomy places the organism in Eukaryota, Fungi, Ascomycota, Sordariomycetes, Hypocreales, Clavicipitaceae.